Messenger RNA from Procambarus clarkii (red swamp crayfish), 1913 nucleotides. The record is from RefSeq and is a predicted model, not a curated record. Lineage: Eukaryota; Metazoa; Arthropoda; Malacostraca; Decapoda; Cambaridae.
AUGCUUAGACACGACUCUCCCAACAAAGAAAAAGUCAUUUCAAUAUGGAGAUUUGAAGACAUGGAGCAGCUACUGAAGCAGUCAUACCAGUCUGUCAAAAUGAAGGUGGAAAAUCAUUUGGAACAACGAGUGGUGGAGACGAAGGUGGAGGAGAGUGAGGGACAGACGGAGCUCAAGUCGUGUGAGGGAGGGGUGGUGGCCAACAGCAAGGCGGUGACAGCUGCUAUCUCCCCCGCACCCACACUCCACCCCACCAUCUCCCCCACGCCCACCCUCCACUCCUCCAACCCCUUCACAGUACCCAAGGGCGAGAAGGUGAGCCUAAUGAGUGACUGCGCCGUGUCGCUGCCUUCAGCAAAGCCCAAGAUCUGGUCCCUGGCUGACACAGCAGCAUGCAAGACUCCGCCGCCCACGGGAGGUGUGGGCGGCGCGCCCGGCAGCGGGUGGCUUGCGGGCGGCACCACCUUCCCUCUUCCGCCUACAAUCCCGCCCGCCCAACAGCAGUACCCGCACAGCGCCCGCUUCACACACCUCAUGGCUGGAGUCAACACAGCCCAGUAUAUGGCUGGAUACAGUGACGGAGUAGGCACCGACACCCCACCCCAGACGCCCCCCAACGUGAAGCAGGGUCAGCAAGGUCAAGGAGCAGGUCUGCUAGGAGGGUCAGCUGGCUUCCUUGGGGGUUCCUCCAGCUCUGGUAGCUACGGCGGCAGCAUGAGCAGCGGCGGACUGUCCUCCUGUUCGCGCGGUUCCACGGCUCCGCUUCCGGCUCCGGGCGUGGGCGGCGCAUCGGUCGGCGACUCCUCCAUCCACCAGAGGUACCAGGGCGGGGGCUCCCACGGCGCCACCCACACCAACACCGCCACCUCCAUCCCCAACACCGCCUUCACGCCCGUCUAUAAGAACGCGCAGCAGGGCGGGCAGCAGGUACCCCAGCAGACGUCACAAAUGGCGACCCAACAGCAGAUGCCGUGCCAGCAAACGCCGCAGCAGCAGCAGCAGCAGCAGCAGCAGCAGCAGGCUGUUGAUCCCAGUGUUUGGGGCGGCACGAUGGGCAGCACACUCCUGCUGGUAGAAGACACGCAAGACUAUCUCCAGCAGCAGUAGAAGGAGGGGUGGGGAGCAGCAGGAGGCAGGAGCGGGGGAUCCAUCAUUGCGAACCGUCUCGUUUGUGAGUCAAAUGAGACGUGUUGGUCAGCCGCGGGGCUCCCCGGGGGGCGCGGCCACGCCGCGGGCGGGGCAGGGGAAGAGGGGGUGGUGCCCCUCCCGCCCACGCCAACAGGCACCAAGGGCGACGCAGCUUCACACUAGCCUUCGUCCAGCAAGGAGGCUGACAGCUGCAGGAGCGUGCCCGGCUUGACCAGAGUCCCUCCCUGCUGCCCACUGCCUGCCUUCAUCACCGCGGGCCCCCGCCUCCUUGUGCUCCCCGCUGUCUCCCUCCAGCCCUCGUCUCAUCUUGUAAAAUACAAAAAAAAAAGAGAAAAAAGUCGCACAGCGGCACGGACCUUGUUACAGCUGCAUUCCUGGUCUUCGGAGAGGCAUCCAGCUGCAUAUAAUGCCUCACCCUUGGAGUCUCACACCCCCACAGUGCCCAAAAAGGUGUUUCUUCACUGUAAUGAGAGUGGUACAUGAGCCACGGGUCUUAAAGUUGCAGUGGUUAGUGAAGUGCAGUGGGCGUUCUGCUGUAGACUCGAGCACUAAACACAGUGAGCUGUUGUUAGUGCAGCUGUAGUGCCAGUGGAGCGAGGAUAGCACCCUAUGAUGGUAGGAGGCAGCUGGUGCCUUAGGGGUCCCAGCCGUUUCCAAAAUGACCCCUCACAGCCAGCUAGUACUACCAGUAUGUUGUUCUAAGGACAGCGUCUUAUAUAAAUAUAUAUUUUCGCCCCCCCAUGUCUUAGUCUUCAACAUAGUUG